AUGGUCGCGAUCGCUCAACGCCUUAUGAAGUUCUUCCUGCUGCUGACCGUUCUGGUCGGUAUCUGUGCAGCCGCAGGCAACAGGAUUCCCAACCCGCCGAUGAACGAUGUCGACUGGAGCAUGGUUGACUAUGCCACCGUGGACCAGGCCCAGAGGUUCCUGGACAUCGGUGCGACGUGGAAUCGAAGGGAGCUGCCAGCCAAUCAGAGAGUCCCGAACUUUACCAAUCGGGCCAUGUCUCUCGUUCAGGAGAGGGCCCGCUUCGUUGGCAGCUACGUCAAGCCGAACCGCAACCCAAACCUGAUGGGAGACAAGAUCACCUACUUCUACACGCUUGUUCACCCGAACGAAAGGCUCGGCAGGGAGAUGGGCCUGGGCCGCAACAUGGGCGACAUCCUCUUCAAGCAUUCGUCUCUGACCAACACGUUCAAGAUCGUCAGGGUCAGUGCAAUCGAGCACAACCCCCAGGUCAACUGGAUGUUCGAGCCCCUCGAACAGAUCCUGCGUAACCACUAA
Molecule: messenger RNA, 516 nt
Organism: Moesziomyces antarcticus
Lineage: Eukaryota; Fungi; Basidiomycota; Ustilaginomycetes; Ustilaginales; Ustilaginaceae
Exons: 1
Coding region: 1-516 (171 amino acids)
Source: RefSeq, a predicted model, not a curated record